GCAGGUUUUAUCGGGUAUCAAGCAACAAUGUCUUCAGUUGAUGGUUUGAGAGAGUUUGUCAACGAGCGACUAUCUGCUGCUGCUGAAGAAAUAUUCGGAGUUUUUAAAAGAAGCUUCGUCGAGUACCAGGAAGAGAUCGACCGGCAGCGCGGACUGUUGGAUGUUUUAUUGAAACCCGAAGUGAGGUUACACCGGAUAGAGCUCCCGCAGUCACGUGUCUGUAAGGAGGAGGAGGUUCUCUGUGACCAGCAGCUCUGUCUCCAGGAGAGGAACCCCAGUCUGGACCAAGAGGACCCAGAUCCUCCACAGAUUAAAGAGGAACAGGAGGAACUGUGCAGCAGUCAGGAGGGAGAGCAGCUUGAACCGAAGCAGGAGGCCGACACCUUUACAUUGACUCCCACUUGUGAGGAAACUGAUCACAGUGAUGAUAAGACUCCGUUUUUGAAUCCUGACAGAAGUCCGAGUGAAUCAGAGACAGAGCCUCCAGCUAGCACGUGUACUAGCUGGUUAGAUGAGGAAAUAGACUGUGAACGUUUUGUGGUACCAGAACAAAACGACAACAACAAGGAGCCACAACAGCAGAUUCUGGCUCCUCCAGGUGACAAGACAUUUUUGUGCGAAACAUGUGGAAAAUAUUUCCAACAUAAAAAAAGCUUAUUGGCCCACGUGAAAAGAUUCCACAGUGUUGAUCAACCAUAUUCCUGCAUCACCUGUGGGAAAAGAUUCAUGGAUAAAUCAGUAUUUGAGAUUCAUAAAAGAGUCCACAGUGAUGAGAAACUAUUUUCUUGCCAAAUGUGUGGAAAAGAUUUCAAAUUUAGCAGUAGUUUAAAAGUCCACGUGAAAGUUCACACUGGGGAAAGGCCAUAUUCUUGCAACACCUGUGGGAAAACAUUCACUCAUAAAUCAUCAUUUGAGAUUCAUAAAAGAGUCCACAGUGAUGAGAAACCAUUUUCUUGCCAAACUUGUGGGAAAUACUUUAAGUGUAGUAAUGGCUUAAAAAUACACAUCAAAAUUCACUCUGGGGAAAGGCCGUUUUCUUGCAUCACCUGUGGGAAAACAUUCAAUCAGGCAUCAAAUUUGAAGUCUCAUAUGAGAAUUCACAGUGGAGAGAAGCCAUUUUCUUGCGUCACCUGUGGGAAAACAUUUACUCAGGCAUCAAAUUUGAAGUCUCAUAUGAGAAUUCAUACUGGGGAGAGUCCUUAUUCCUGCGUCACCUGUGGGAAAACAUUCCCUACUACCUCACAUUUGAAGUAUCAUAUAGGAAGCCAUACUGGGGAGAAGCCACAUCCUUGCAUCACAUGUGGAAAAACAUUCCCUACUAAAUCACAUUUGAAGGCUCAUACAAGAGUCCAUACCGGGGAGAAGCCAUAUUCCUGUAAAAUAUGUGAAAGAUGUUUCAGAAGUUCUAGUAACUUAAUUGUCCACAUGAGAAAAAUCCACAAGUGUGAACAGUCAUAGAUGCAACUCCUGUGAGGAAAUAUUCUGAGCAAUUCCAAAGAUUAUUAUUUACAUAGUACAUCUUCAGCAAUAAAACAGGGCAUUGUUGAAUUUGCCUGUUUUUUCCUUCAUGUAACGUGGUGUUAGUGACAUGUUUUGGGGUAAUUUACUGUAAUCACUUUAAAUCUUUGAAAUGUCAACAUUGAACAUAUUCUGUAUCCUGCACACGUUUAAACUGUUUUUUUAAUAUAUAUAUAUAUUUAUCUGAAAAUAUAAUUGUCAAUCUGACAAUGGCCUGCAAAUAAAAAUGAAAAAUGAUUGUAACUGAUAA
Molecule: messenger RNA, 1768 nt
Organism: Gasterosteus aculeatus aculeatus (three-spined stickleback)
Lineage: Eukaryota; Metazoa; Chordata; Actinopteri; Perciformes; Gasterosteidae
Biological process (GO): regulation of transcription by RNA polymerase II; embryo development
Cellular component (GO): nucleus
Molecular function (GO): RNA polymerase II transcription regulatory region sequence-specific DNA binding; DNA-binding transcription factor activity, RNA polymerase II-specific
Source: RefSeq, a predicted model, not a curated record